Molecule: messenger RNA, 486 nt
Organism: Cylicostephanus goldi
Lineage: Eukaryota; Metazoa; Nematoda; Chromadorea; Rhabditida; Strongylidae
Source: the annotation of a GenBank genome assembly
GGUGGUGGUGAUAGUGAUAGUGGUGCUCGUGGUAAUGAUGGUGUUGAUUGUGAUGGUGUUGAUGGUAGUGAUGCGUUGAUGAUGAUGGUAGUAGUGGUGGUGGUUUUGGUAGUGAUAGUGGUGCUGGUAGUGAUGAUGGUGUUGGUGGUGCUGGUGGUGAUGAUGAUGUUGAAGGUGGGGAUGGUGGUGUCGGUGGUGAUAGUGGUGAUGAUGUUGGUUCUUGAUGAAGGUGGUGAUGGUGAGGAUGGUGAUGAUGGUGUGAAUGGUGAUGAUGGGGUUGGUGUGGUGAUUUGCGGUGGUGAUAGUGCUAAUGGUGAUGACAUGAAGGUGUGUGAUGGUGUUGUUGGAAAUGAUGGUGGUGAUGGUGGUGAUGAUGUUCAUGGUGACGGUGAUGGUGGUGGUGGUGUUGGUAGAGAUAGCGGUGCUGGUGGUAAUGGUGGUGAUGGUGUUGAUUGGCGAUGGUGGUCAUGGUGCAUGGUGAUGUAG